UCAGAACCACGGCUAUCAUGUGGUGGUAAUGUAUUAUCACCCAUCAACCACUGGAGGUCCAACCGUCUGGGAUUAUGCUGCAACUCCUGGCUUGGCGACAGAUUUUAUUAGCAGCAGUGGUGUAAUUGGAAAAUCAGCCAGAAACUUGUUUCAAACCGGGAUGAAGAAGUUAUGGCAAGAUAGAAAUGAAGAUAGUCAAUCUACAGAUCUUUCAUCUACAAAUACUAUCCCUGCCUCUACUUCCCCUUCCGUGUCGUUUUCUGUUUCCCCUUCUAUUUCAGCAUCUUCAUCUGUAACUCUUUGUAGCUCUGUUACAACCUCUCUUCCAGUUAGUAGCGCUGUUUCAACAUUCAUUCCUAUACGCAAAGAUCUUCAUUUUAAUACGAUUUCCGCGACUUUCGAAUCUUCCUUCCUCUCUGCUGCUACAAAUACCAAUACAAAUGUCGUCACUGAUUCUUUUAGCACUAAUCCCACUCUGGCCUCUUCCAGAGGAUGUACCUCUAUCGGCAAUUCUUCAUCUGUUUCAACCUCUUCUUCCUCUUCUUCAAGCUCCUUCGUCGCUACAACAUCUGUGUCUACCAUAUCUAAAACGACUGCUCCAUCUGUCCCUACAGCAACUUUUAGCAAAGGAACUGUUGUAGCAUUGGCCAACGAGAAUGGUGUAGUGUGUGGUUUUGGAUGUGUCUCAGGAAUGUCGAAGGUGCAUAAUCGGCCCGUGAAUCCCGGCUACCUAUCUGUCUUUUUUACUAGUGUGGUACCGGGAAAACAGUUGCUCCACCAUUUCCUGGUCCAUUCGACGAAGAUGUCGUAA
Xenia sp. Carnegie-2017 is the source of this 811-nucleotide messenger RNA. RefSeq lists its product as uncharacterized. The record is from RefSeq and is a predicted model, not a curated record. The transcript has 2 exons. Bases 29 to 811 code for a protein of 260 amino acids. Lineage: Eukaryota; Metazoa; Cnidaria; Anthozoa; Malacalcyonacea; Xeniidae.